Molecule: messenger RNA, 1856 nt
Organism: Dermacentor silvarum
Lineage: Eukaryota; Metazoa; Arthropoda; Arachnida; Ixodida; Ixodidae
Product: putative nuclease HARBI1
Exons: 4
Coding region: 240-1331 (363 amino acids)
Source: RefSeq, a predicted model, not a curated record
GACGAACGCCAUGACGUCAAUUGUGACGUGAACCGUGACGUCUUACUGCUGUCAAUCAUUCCGUGUCGUCUGCUAACGGACGAACGCAACGGAACGGUUGCCGAGUCCGUCCGUUUCGAUAGAACGGAUUAGAACGGCUACCAGACGACUUGGAUUGGAUUAAAACGUAAGCGCUUGGGACAGUUAUCCUCUUCUGUAUCCGGUUCAAUCCAAAUCGGCAGUCCGAACAGUUGGAGAAAAUGGCGUUUCCUUUCUCUGCCGUGUGUUUUCGUGUCGCCUGUGCGGCUGCUGCAGUCGCGCAGAGACGACGACCCGAGGUAGAUGAUGCAUUUGAAGAGCUGACGGAGGAAGAGUUCCGGCAGUAUUUUCGUCUGUCCAAACGAACAGUGCGUACCUUGUGCGACGAGCUUGACCCCAUCAUUGGAUGCCAGCGAGCCAGUGGCCUUUCCACUGAAAGGAAGGUGUUGUGCGCGCUGCGAUUCUUCGGCACCGGAAGCUUCCAGAGGAGCGUUGGUCGCGAGGAGCAAAUUGGCGUGGCGCAGUCGACCGUGAGCAACACCAUCCACGAGGUGACGGAGGCCAUCAUUUCCGUGUCUGCCCGGAAAAAGUUGGUGGACUUCUCAUUGACACCGGCUGCCAAGGAUGAGGCAAAGGCGGCGUUUGCGCGACGCGGUGCCAUUCCAGGCGUGCUAGCGUGCGUCGACGGCACGCUGAUCGCCAUUAUGAAGCCAGAGGGACUCAGCCCGGCCGACACGGCGAGCUUCAUGUCGAGGAAGGGUUAUUACGCCCUAAACGUCAUGGUCGUGUGCAACGCAGAACUUCGCAUUCUUGUUGUUGAUCCCCGGUUCCCUGGUUCGUGCCACGACUCUUGGGUGUGGCAGCACAAUCCACUGCGCGCACGCCUAGCCGCACAACUGCAGCCUGGCGAGUAUCUGCUUGGAGACUCGGGAUAUCCCCUCGAGCCGUGGCUGCUUGUACCUGUACCUGGCAGUCAUGCCGGCACCACCUCCGAAGGCCGCUACAACCGGGAGCACGCAUCCAUGCGCAAUGUUGUGGAGAGAUGUAUCGGGGUGUUGAAGAGCAAGUUCCGCUGCUUGCAGCACUUUCGGACACUGCUAUACAGCCCCGAUAGAGCAGCGCGAAUCAUUUACGCAUGCGUUGCUCUCCAUAACAUUGCCUUGGACGCGGGCGACUGGUCAUUGGACGAUUAUGGUGGGGAAGUGCCACCAGCUGAGGAGCCGGAGGAGCCUAGAGACAGCCACGUGCUGGCACCGCACGACGUGUUCCUCAGAGGAAGGCAGCAGCGCAGCGCCGUUGUCAACCUCUUCUGAAGGACACUGGAACAGUGCCCAGCUAUGUCGCCUGCCAUAGAGCGCACCUGCACCAGGAUACCCUCCUGCGCCGCUGCCGUCCUCUCAGCCGCGACAGCCAUCCUUUCUGUCGUGACAGCCGUCCUCUCUGCCGCGACAGCGAUGCGGGUGGUUUGUUCUUCAAUCCUCUGCAGCGCCUGGAAUGAAUAAUCGUGGUGGAACUGUUUGCAUGAGUUGCUGAUUACUCGCAACCAGCUCAUGGCUGGAAGCUGCUGUUGUCAAGAAUUGCAACGUGCACAACAAUUCCCUCCCUGUUGAAGAGUCACUGGCCUGAUGGCAUCCUUUGGCAGUGUCAAGCUCGUGUACAAGCUAUGCCCUCUUCGUUUGGACAAAGACCUACUGGAACUACUCUUCUGUCAUCUACUCAAAUGCAUCUCUUACCACCAAACAGCCCUUUUCAGGGCUAACCAACCUUUUGCCCGGCGGUUGAUCGUUGGCAAGAUACGAUACCGAACCCUCAAUACAACGCAUAUUUCUUGUUUACAU